Molecule: messenger RNA, 2604 nt
Organism: Seminavis robusta
Lineage: Eukaryota; Bacillariophyta; Bacillariophyceae; Naviculales; Naviculaceae
Source: the annotation of a GenBank genome assembly
AUGAACACACCAACCGCCAACACCAGAGGUGAAGCUCAAUCGUCCAAGGGGUCAAGAAGUGGCAAGGUGGAACGUAAAGGCAGAGGGAGUGCACUACAUGGUCGAACAGCACAGCCAGAAGAUGAUCCCAACAGGCUUGUGCCCACGGAGUAUCACAGCGAUGAUGGUUUGGAAGAAGAAGAACCCCAAGAGGUCCAUGUUGACGAGUUGGAGGACGAGGAAAAGGACAUCCCACCUGUAAUGCUUUCACGGGAAAUAGAUGACCUGCCUGCUCAGGCAGCCAUGAAACCACCCAGCCUAGCCUUUCAGCCUAGCGGAUUUCGAUUCGAAAAGGCACUCACUGAAGAUAUCUACAGUAUCAUGUACACCGCAGAACCAAUGAGCCUUGCAUUCUUUUUCGCUGUGCUUGUUUUCUUGAUCCAAUUCACAAUCUUGGUACUGAUUUUCAUUGACCUAGUUCAUACCACGGAUGAUCCACCUACCUCAAGCAACGGAGAAAUAAACAGGAUAAGCAUUCCGGUGGAUGUGGAUCGCACUGUUCACAUUGCACAAGGCUUGUCGGUUAUCCUCAUCAUCAACUUUACCGCCAAAGAUGGAGACCUCAUCAGGGGCUGUUCUCGCUUCUUCAAUGGGUACGAUCAUGAGCAUAUCAAUGACCACCCUGGUGCCACAAAAAUCAAGUGGGUCAUGUCAUCACUAUUGCAGGCAUCCUCGGGUGUUUUCAUGAUUAUUGAUUUAUUCAUGUUGCUCAUGCAAAGCACAACUGUUGUGGGGUUGUGUCUGAACUUUGCCGCCCUCCAUUUCGUACAAGAUAUUGAUGAUGUUGCAUUCGCAGUUGCAGAAACAGGCUUGACUGGCCGGAGAAUUCAACAGGAAGUUAAAGGUGUUGGCGACAUCAUGACUACCGCUGCCAACAAGAAACGAACGCUUUGGAUGAGAAGGAUUUUGAUGGUGACUAUAGUGAUUGUUCUCUACAUAUGCUGGGCUGUGCUCACCAGCUGGCAGCUGUUUGGCAAGUUUGCGUGUGAUGAACUCUUCAUACAAUUUGGUGAUGCCUAUGAUCCAGACCUAGCCUUGUACUCUGGCAGGUUUUUGGCACAGGGUCGGCAAAGCAGCCGAACCAAGUAUGUUGAUCUCAGUGGAACAUACAAAAUGCGGUACUCUCGGUCCAACAAAGCUUGGGUCCUGGAGCCCAAUUCACUUGAGAAAGGUCCAGUUGUGAUCAUGUCUUCACAAACUGAUUCCUUUGAUGUCACCACUGUGGCAGAUCAAACAUGGUUCCAUAACACAACAGCAGGUUUCGCGCCUGUGGAUUGGUUUGCUCUAUCCUGUCAUGAAUGCGAAAACAGAUGUCAUCAAGACCGUGGAAAAUGUGAAAAUCAAGUUUGCAUAUGCAAAGAAGGAUUCUUUGGGAUGAGCUGUGAGAUAGAAACCCCGGAGUGUCCUCACUAUGCUAUUGACUUUCGAACCAGGGGUACUUUGGGCAACAUUCCAGGAGGAUCAUUCUUUUUCGACAAACUGUUUGCAUCACCAGAUUUUGCCCCUGCAAACAACAUGUCUCGUCUUGAGUUCAAUGGAAGAUUCGUUUAUCUUCCAUAUAAUCCUAAUUGGCUCAGGUUAUCGGAAGACUACAAAGUCCAGAACUUUAUGCUUUUCACUGGUCGAAGAUGGAUGAUCCUGGGUACACAAUUGGAAUCAGAUGCACUUGCCUGGAUAGACUUUCUAAACUUUAUGAACGCAACAAUACUUUCAGACAAUCCCUCCCCGGCUGGGAAGUUGCAGCUACUGGCCAAAAGCCCAGAUUACCACCCCAUCUUCUACAGCUCUCCUGUUGAUUUAAGCACCCCGACUUGGGCUUACGAUCCUUCUACUGUGACCUGGGUUUUUGUCAAGCCACAAAAGAACCCUGAGGAAUCCCUGUUUUUUGGUACCAAACCAGAUGACGAUGACAGACUCAGUGCACAAUUUUUAUGUUCUGCUUGCGCAUACCAGAAUAGAACUGAGGGAUUGGGCACUUGCGGAAAUGGUGGCAGGUGCACUAUUACUUUGCCAGAAAGCGGUCUGGGGUUUUGCGAAUGCUCGCCCUUCUACACUGGUUUCCAAUGUGAAUAUGUUUAUGAUUGCAACGAAUUGGGGUGUUUCAAUGGUGGGACAUGUGACAAGAUCACUGGCAGCUGCAAGUACUGUUUCAAGGGUGCCCAUGGAAACAUCUGCCAGAAUCCUCCCCCGCCCGCAGUAGAGCAGGAGCCUUUCUUCUGCUCUGAUACUGUGUUUAGUUUCAGUGCUUGCAAGAACCAUCAAGCAUGUGAUCCAUUCCAAUUGAAGUGUACCUGUGAGCCCCCAUUUUACGGGGAAUAUUGUCAGGAAUCCACACAGCAAACUUGUGUUAGAGUUUCAGAAGACUACGAAAAUUUUGAGCUUGGGGAAAACUGGAUCCCUCAGGAAGGUGUCUUUUUGGAUCCUUGCUUAAACGGUGGUUUCUGUGACUACUCCUAUGUUGACUAUCCAGUCUGCCGUUGCCCAGAAGGUUAUUCCGGUGAUCUUUGUGAAUUGAGGGCAGGUUCAGAGAACAUUUCCAGUCCAACAAAAAGCCCGGAGGGUUAG